GUUCGCCGACAUCCCGAACGGCCUUGCGGCUGUCUCCAAGGUGCCAGUGGCCGGCUGGGCGCAGAUUGCCGCGUACUUUGGCUUCGUAGAGUUCAGCGGUGGAUUCGAUGACUACAAGAGCGGAACUCCCGGUGACUAUGGCUUCAAGGUGCUGACCUCCUCGGAUCCUGCUGAGAAGACCAAAAAGCUCUCUGCCGAGCUGGCAAAUGGCCGCCUCGCGAUGAUGGCGAUCAUCGGUAUGUUCUUCCAGGAUGGCCUCACUGGCAGCGCCUGGGGAGACUGGGCUAACUACACCGCCUCGCCUCUGCGAGCGUUCGAGAACGAGCUUGGAGUGCAGGCCCCCGUGGGAUUCUGGGAUCCAGCAGGAUUGUCGGCAGAUGGCAGUGUGGAGAACUUCAAGCGCCGUCGUGCUACCGAACUUAAGCACGGCAGAAUUGCCAUGCUUGCAACCAUGGGAUACAUCACGCCAGAAAUCACUGGAAAGUUCCCUGGUUACUUGAGCCCAUCUGCUGGCUUGAAGUUCGCCGACAUCCCGAAUGGCUUG
Molecule: messenger RNA, 544 nt
Organism: Symbiodinium necroappetens
Lineage: Eukaryota; Dinophyceae; Suessiales; Symbiodiniaceae
Source: the annotation of a GenBank genome assembly